Coccidioides posadasii C735 delta SOWgp is the source of this 1888-nucleotide messenger RNA. RefSeq lists its product as uncharacterized. The record is from RefSeq and is a predicted model, not a curated record. Gene Ontology annotation, cellular component: nucleus. Gene Ontology annotation, biological process: regulation of mitotic cell cycle; protein phosphorylation. Gene Ontology annotation, molecular function: ATP binding; protein serine/threonine kinase activity. NCBI's taxonomy places the organism in Eukaryota, Fungi, Ascomycota, Eurotiomycetes, Onygenales, Onygenaceae.
UGGCAAUACGUUAGCUGCAUGCCACGCAUCCAGUUUCGCAGCAAUUAGCGAUGCUGCAGCAUAAUUGUUCCGUGACAAUAUUAACAGCCCACCACUGUGAAUGCUCUGGGUGAGUAAUCAGGAGCCCGGGACAAUGAUAAUACGUUCCGAGUGUUUGGGGAGCCGUGACAGCAGCUGCUUGAAGACAAAGCGGCGGAUGGUAGAGGAAUCUGCAAUUGACCCCAGACAUGCUACAGUCCCUCCUGUCCCACAGUCUGGAAGCUGGGUACAAUGUCGUCUGCUCCCAAAUCCCGGUGGGCAGAGGAUGACGCCGACACCCAAGCAUACCUCGAACAGAAAAAGCGCGAGAAGGAAAAGAAGAAACAAGCAAAGGCGGAGAAGCAGCGCCAGCUCGAAGAAGCCCAAAGACGAGCUAAUCCUCCUACACUUGCCAGCGAGGCGGCGGAUGCAAAUGGCGCGGCUGAAUCUCGAGUACGCGAAGGCAGCGCAGAGCGACCAGUGAAGAGAAGAAGACUGUCGAUCGAUAGGGGCGAUACUCAACGCGUCGUUGCUGAAGAUAAACCCGGCGCCCUGCUUCAGUUUCCCGGUUCGGAAUGGGGUCCGUGUCGCCAUGUAGACAACUAUGAGAGACUAAAUGCUAUUGAAGAGGGAUCCUACGGUUGGGUUUCGAGGGCCAAAGAAGUCACUUCGGGAGAGAUCGUCGCCAUCAAGAAGCUCAAGAUGGAUAAUACGUACGAUGGAUUCCCGAUUACUGGACUCAGAGAGAUUCAAACAUUGCAGGAAUCUCGUCAUCCGCACAUCGUUAGAUUGCGAGAAGUCGUGAUGGGAGAUACUAUGGACGACGUAUUUUUGGUUAUGGACUUCCUGGAGCAUGACCUGAAGACCCUCCUCGACGAUAUGCGCGAACCAUUUCUGCCGUCCGAGACGAAGACCCUGUUGCUGCAGAUUAUGUCUGCGGCUGAGUUCCUUCACUCGCAUUGGAUUAUGCACCGCGACCUAAAGACAUCCAACCUUUUAAUGAAUAAUCGCGGCGAAAUCAAGCUUGCGGAUUUCGGCAUGGCUAGAUACUAUGGUGACCCGCCACCCAAAUUGACCCAGUUGGUGGUGACCUUGUGGUAUAGAUCGCCGGAACUUCUCCUCGGCGCAGAGAAAUACGGCCCAGAAAUUGAUAUAUGGAGUAUUGGCUGUAUAUUUGGCGAACUGCUCACUAAAGAACCGCUUCUACAAGGGAAGAAUGAAGUUGAGCAGCUAUCAGAGAUAUUCAAACUCACCGGCCCUCCCAAUUCACAAAUUUGGCCCGGCUUCCGCUCCCUACCCAACGCAAAAUCCCUCCGCCUUCCACCCUCCUCCACAACCUCCUCGAAGCGCUCCACCAACGUCCCGCUCCUACCCCGCUCCAAGUUCCCAUACCUUACCACCGCCGGCCUAACGCUCCUUUCCGACCUCCUGGCGCUCAACCCUGCAUCCCGACCUACAGCGAAAGAUUGCCUCUCUUACCCUUACUUUCGUGAGGAUCCCAAACCAAAACCAAAAGAGAUGUUCCCUACGUUCCCAUCCAAGGCAGGCAUGGAAAAACGAAGGAAGCGAGAUACACCCGAGGCACCCAAGAGAGGCGAAGAGGCGCCGAGUUUGGACUUCGCGAAUGUUUUUGGGGGAGGGGGUGGUGCAGAGAGUGGAAUGGAGGCUGGAGCAGGCUUUACGCUACGAUUGGGCUAGGAUGGAAUUCAUUUUAGUUCCUUUUGUUUUCCCGUCUUAUCAAAUAUAGCGUCAAGCGGGGGGCAAGCCCUGGUAGAAUAUCAUAUAUGCAACUUGUGGGAAUGAGCACUGGGACCUUGUGAGCCUUCCUAUCUUCUAUGAUGUACAGAAAUAUCUCCCUAGUCUGAAAAUA